Molecule: messenger RNA, 960 nt
Organism: Quercus robur (English oak)
Lineage: Eukaryota; Viridiplantae; Streptophyta; Magnoliopsida; Fagales; Fagaceae
Product: accelerated cell death 11-like
Exons: 6
Coding region: 238-960 (240 amino acids)
Biological process (GO): ceramide transport; intermembrane lipid transfer
Cellular component (GO): cytoplasm; cytosol; membrane
Molecular function (GO): ceramide 1-phosphate binding; ceramide 1-phosphate transfer activity
Source: RefSeq, a predicted model, not a curated record
UAAGUUUUUGCGUUUUUAAAAUUUGUUUUAAGUGCUCAAAAGUAAAAUCAUGUAAGAACCAAAAGAAACUUGUUUUGACUGCACUGUUUUUGAAAACUCAUCACAAAAAUCAUAUCCCAAAAACAUUUUGCAGACUAGUUGUGCAGUUAGCUAGCUAUUCACACUUCUCUACACGCUGCUAUAUUGCUACUAAAACAAGCUAACCUUCUGUGUGAACCGUGAUCUAGCUCUCUUGCAAUGGCGACACGGGACAAUCCCGUGAGGAAGUUGGCAGAUUCACUUCAGGUGCUUGCUGAUACUGUAAACUCGGACAAUCCACAAAUCAAGGUCAGCGACCUGGUUCAGUUUUGCCGUAUCAGUUAUACUGCUAUCUUCUACCUUGGCAUCACUGUUAAGUUUCCGGACCUGGACCCCCAAACUAAGGUGGAUAAUUUUUUAGAAGCCUCAAAGAAAUACGACACAAUACAGGAUUUAGUGGAAAGUGAAAUUAAGAAUGGUACUGCGAGGGAUAAAGGUAGCCCAUGCAGAACCCUGGCGCGACUUAGGCGUAUAAUUGACUUGGCGAGGGAAGUGCUUGAGCAAAUUCUUACUACUGGCCGAGUUGCUGCACAAUCGAUUGAGGGGAACAGUCAACCAUCAAGCUUUGAUUUCACAGUUUUGAGGCAAAAUUCAUUUGUUGAGACAUUUGCAGUAGCUUAUGAGCAAGUUUUUGUUCCAUAUCCUGGAUGGACUGCCGGUGAAUGUUUUAAUUUGUCGGUCGGUUUGUCCAAGAAUAUUGUGCUUGCUGCAUUGGAAGAACUUCCUCCUCCGGACCUCUUAUUGAAGAUUUUAAAUGAAGAUGAGGAUUCAUUGAAGGAGCAUAUUCACAAGUACAUUAAUGCGGCAAAAGUUGUUCUGCAGUACAUUGACAGCGUCUUCCUAUCAACUGAGACAGGGGCCGAGAUGCUUAGGACGAUCUAG